Colletotrichum scovillei is the source of this 1524-nucleotide messenger RNA. RefSeq lists its product as uncharacterized. The record is from RefSeq and is a predicted model, not a curated record. Lineage: Eukaryota; Fungi; Ascomycota; Sordariomycetes; Glomerellales; Glomerellaceae. Gene Ontology annotation, molecular function: carbohydrate:proton symporter activity. Gene Ontology annotation, cellular component: membrane. The transcript is spliced from 7 exons. The coding region runs from base 1 to 1524 and encodes 507 amino acids. Gene Ontology annotation, biological process: transmembrane transport; carbohydrate transport.
AUGGAUCUGAAGCAGAAGGAAAGUCACGGCGUUGACCACGUCGACGUUGCCACCAUGGACGAUUCGCAUCUACAGCCACCUGAAGCAUCGACGCUGCCUUGGUUCAAGCAGACAGAGCUGAGGAAACUCUAUUUCAUGAUGGUCUUCCUCUUCCUGGGCUCUACAACACUAGGUUACGACGGAAGCUUGUUGAACGGACUUCAGACCAUGCAGUCAUGGCAGACCUUCUUCGACCACCCCUCAGGAAGUCGACUCGGUAUCUUCGGUGCCAUGCCAGGCUUUGGCGGCCUUUUCGUCCUCCUCUUCGCGCCCUACAUCGCCGACGGCCUCGGCCGAAAAUGGGGCACCGCCAUCGGCUGCCUCCUCGUCAUCUUUGGCGCGCUGCUGCAGUCUUUCCCCUUUGGAUCUGGCAGGGACGCCAUGUACCUCAUCGGUCGCUUCAUCAUGGGCGCCGGAUCCAACAUCUCAAACGGCACUUGUCCUCUGCUCAUCACCGAAGUGGCACACCCUCAGCAUCGCGGCAAGGUCACGACUCUCUACAACACACUCUGGUACUUGGGCAGCUUCGGAACGCUCACAAGACAGUCCGGUGAUCUACAAUGGCGACUACCCACUGGAUUGCAGUGCAUGAUGCCAGGCAUCCAGUUGAUGGCCAUCUGGUUCCUCCCCGAGAGCCCGAGAUGGCUGAUUAGCAAGGGCAAGGAGGCCGAGGCGAAGAAGGUUCUCAUCAAGUACCACGGCAACAACAACGAAAACGACGAAUUCGCGCAUUGGGAGUUUGCCGAGAUCACUAGCACGCUUCAGCUUGAGAAGGAAGCCUCGGCGGAGAGCGGUUGGAUGGAACUUGUUCGCACCCCAGGAAACCGUAAGCGUUGCGGGCUCAUUAUCGCAACCGCCAUCUUCAGUCAGUGCAGUGGUAACGGUCUGGUGUCGUACUAUGUGAGUUUUUUUCUCGCCGUCAUUCUGGGCACUAUUGGAAUUAAGGACUCCAUCACACAAUCAUACAUCAAUGGCGGCCUAACCAUAUGGUGCUGGCUCGUCUCGCUCACAGCCGCCUUUUUUGUCGACCGAAUCGGACGCCGAGUCCUCUUCCUCUUCGCCGGCGUCGGCAUGCUCAUCUCAUUCUCCAUCUGGACAGCCUGUAGCGCCGUAUACGCCCAAACACAGUCUUCCUCGGCUGCCGCUUGGCCGGGUCUGACCGUCUCCUACACCGUCGAGAUUCUGCCGUACAACAUUCGCGCCAAAGGUCUCACGCUAUGUUUCUGCUUCACUGCACUGAGUGGUGUCUUUAACCAAUGGGUCAACCCCUUGGGGCUUGAGCAGCUGGAGUGGCAUUUCUACUUCGUUUACAUCGCCAUUCUGGUAAUCGAGUGCCUGGUCAUAUACUUCUUCUUCGUGGAGACAAGGGGUCCUACGUUGGAAGAAAUUUCCAUGCUCUUCGACGGCAAAGAUUCUGCGGCUGGAGUCGCGAGGGUUCACGCUCAGGCAAAGGUUGAGGAGGUUGAAAAGAGAGAGAGCGCAUAA